GGGCCGCGGGCGGGAGCCGGGCUGGGUCCGCGGUGACCGCGCCUCCCGGGCGAUGCCCGCGGGGACGCCGCCGGCCUCUGGAGCGAGGUGCUGCCCGCCGCCACCAUGACCGAGGGCGCGCUGGCCGCGGACGAGGUCCGGGUACCCCUGGGCGCGCCGCCCCCGAGCCCUGCAGCGGCGGUAGGGACGUCCCCGGAGAGUCCUGGGGCGCCGGGACGCGAGGCGGAGCGGGGGUCCAGGCCGGUCGCCUCGCCCCCCGAAAGCCCGGCAGCCGAGCGCGGCGCAGAGCUGGGCGCCGACGAAGAGCAGCCUGUCCCGUACCCGGCGCUGGCGGCGACCGUCUUCUUCUGCCUCGGGCAGACCACGCGGCCGCGCAGCUGGUGCCUCCGACUGGUCUGUAACCCAUGGUUCGAGCACGUCAGCAUGCUGGUCAUCAUGCUCAACUGUGUGACCCUGGGCAUGUUCCGGCCCUGCGAGGACCUGGAGUGCCGCUCGGAGCGCUGCAGCAUCCUGGAGGCCUUCGAUGACUUCAUCUUCGCCUUCUUCGCUGUGGAGAUGGUGAUCAAGAUGGUGGCCCUGGGGCUGUUUGGGCAGAAGUGCUACCUGGGCGACACGUGGAACAGGCUGGACUUCUUCAUCGUCAUGGCAGGUAUGAUGGAGUACUCCCUGGAUGGACACAACGUGAGCCUCUCUGCCAUCCGCACCGUGCGCGUGCUGCGGCCCCUCCGCGCCAUCAACCGCGUGCCCAGCAUGAGGAUCCUGGUCACCCUGCUGCUGGACACGCUGCCCAUGCUCGGGAAUGUCCUCCUGCUCUGCUUCUUCGUCUUCUUCAUCUUUGGCAUUGUUGGUGUCCAGCUCUGGGCCGGCCUGCUGCGGAACCGCUGCUUCCUGGACAGCACGUUUGUCAGGAACAACAACCUGACCUUCCUACGGCCGUACUACCAGACGGAGGAGGGCGAGGAGAACCCCUUUAUCUGCUCCUCACGCCGUGACAACGGCAUGCAGAAGUGCUCCCACAUCCCCGGCCGCCGGGAACUGCGCAUGCAGUGCACAUUGGGCUGGGAGGCUUAUGUGCAGCCCCAGGCUGCGGGCGCCAGCCAUAACGCCUGCAUCAACUGGAACCAGUACUACAACGUGUGCCGCUCAGGGGACCUCAACCCCCACAACGGUGCCAUCAACUUCGACAACAUCGGCUACGCUUGGAUAGCCAUUUUCCAGGUGAUCACGCUGGAGGGCUGGGUGGACAUCAUGUACUACGUCAUGGACGCCCACUCCUUCUACAACUUCAUCUACUUCAUCCUGCUCAUCAUCGUGGGCUCCUUCUUCAUGAUCAACCUGUGCCUGGUGGUGAUCGCCACGCAGUUCUCGGAGACCAAGCAGCGGGAGAACCAGCUGAUGCGUGAGCAGCGUGCCCGCUACCUGUCCAACGACAGCACACUAGCCAGCUUCUCAGAGCCAGGCAGCUGCUACGAGGAGCUGCUCAAGUACGUGGGCCACGUCAUCCGCAAGGUCAAGCGCCGCGGCUUGCGCCUCUACGCACGCUGGCAGAGCCGUUGGCGCAAGAAGGUGGACCCCAGCAGCAGCCUGCAGGGCCAGGGCCCCGGGCAGCGGCAGCGCCGAGCAGGCAGGUGCGCAGCCUCCGUGCACCACCUGGUAUACCACCACCACCACCACCACCACCACCACUACCACUUCAGCCAUGGCAGCCCGCGCAGGCCCACUCCUGAACCAGGCACCCGCGAUACUAGGCUGGUGCCUGCCGGCGCGCCACGCUCGCCGCCCUGCCUGGGCCAUAGGCCACCUGACUCCGAGUCUGUGCACAGCAUCUACCACGCCGGCUGCCACGUGGAGGGGCCGCAGGAGAGGGCCCGGGUCGCACACACUGCAGCUACCACUGCUGCCAGCCUCAAGCUGGCCUCGGGGCUGGGCACCAUGAACUACCCUACUAUCCUGCCCUCAGGCCUGGUUGGCAACAAAGGCAGCACCAGCCCCGGGCCCAAGGGCCAGCGGGCCGUGCCCCCGAGGACCAUGGGGCAUAGCCCCCUGAGCCUGGGUGGCCCUGGCCCCUACGAGAAGAUGCAGCACGUGGUUGGGGAACAUGGACUGGGCCGGGCUUCCAGCCGUCUCUCAGGCCUGAGUGUGCCCUGCCCUCUGCCCAGCCCCCAGGCGGGCACACUCACCUGUGAACUCAAGAACUGCCCAUACUGUGCCAGCGCUCUGGAGGACCCUGAGCUUGAGUUCAGUGGCUCCGAGAGCGGGGACUCAGAUGCCCAUGGGGUCUACGAGUUCACACAGGACGUGCAACGCAGCGACCGCCGCGAUCCCAUGCAGCCACCCCCAGCAGCAGACACACCAGGCCAGGGUGGUGUGCAAUGCCGGCCACAGCGGCGACCAGCCUCCAGCGGGCCAGGCUGGCCAGGCCGUCUCUGGGCCUCCUUCAGUGGCAAGCUGCGCCGCAUCGUAGAGAGCAAGUACUUCAACCGUGGCAUCAUGGUGGCCAUCCUGGUCAACACACUGAGCAUGGGCGUCGAGUACCAUGAGCAGCCAGAGGAGCUGACCAAUGCUCUGGAGAUCAGCAACAUUGUGUUCACCAGCAUGUUUGCCUUGGAGAUGCUGCUGAAGCUGCUGGCCUGUGGCCCGCUGGGCUACAUCCGGAACCCCUACAACAUCUUUGAUGGCAUCAUCGUGGUCAUCAGCGUCUGGGAGAUCGUGGGGCAGGCGGAUGGAGGCCUGUCCGUGCUGCGCACCUUCCGGCUUCUGCGGGUGCUGAAGCUGGUACGCUUCCUGCCGGCACUGCGGCGGCAGCUCGUGGUGCUCAUGAAGACCAUGGACAACGUGGCCACCUUCUGCAUGCUGCUCAUGCUCUUCAUCUUCAUCUUCAGCAUCCUGGGCAUGCACCUGUUUGGCUGCAAGUUCAGCCUGAAGACAGACACAGGAGACACUGUCCCUGACAGAAAGAACUUUGACUCCCUGCUUUGGGCCAUCGUCACUGUGUUCCAGAUCCUGACACAGGAGGACUGGAAUGUGGUGCUGUACAAUGGCAUGGCCUCCACUUCCUCGUGGGCCGCCCUCUACUUCGUGGCCCUGAUGACCUUCGGCAACUACGUACUCUUCAACCUGCUGGUGGCCAUCCUGGUGGAGGGCUUCCAGGCAGAGGGUGAUGCCACCAGAUCCGACUCUGAUGAGGACAAGACAUCCACCCACUUUGAGGAGGAUCUCGACAAGUUUAGGGUCCUGCCAGCCUCAGAGAUGAAGAUGUCAUCGCUGGUGGUGACCCCCAACGGGCACCUGGAGGGCCGGGGGAGCCUGCCCCCUCCCCUCAUCAUGCAUACGGCAGCCACGCCUAUUCCCACUCCCAAGAGCUCUCCACAUCUGGACGUGGCCCAUGGCCUCCUGGACUCACGCCGUGGGAGCAGCAGCUCUGUGGACCCCCAGCAGGGGGACCAGAAGUCUCUGGCCAGCCUUCGCAGCUCACCCUGUGCCCACUGGGGCCCCAGCAGCGCCUGGAGCAGCCGGCGCUCAAGCUGGAGCAGCCUGGGCCGCGCGCCCAGCCUCAAGCACCGCGGCCAGCGUGGGGAGCGCGAAUCGCUGCUGUCUAGCGACGGCAAGGGCAGCACAGACGAUGAGGCCGAGGAUGGCAGGCCAGGGACCGGCUCCAGGCCAGGGUCCUCGCCCGGGCCCCAAGCCAGCCCACUGCGGCGCGCCGAAUCCCUGGACCACCACAGCACACUGGACCUGCAGUCCCCGCGGCCUGCCGCCCUCCUGCCAGCCAAGUUCCACGACUGUAAUGGGCAGACAGUGGCCCUGCCCAGUGAAUUCUUCCUGCGCAUUGACAGUCACAAGGAGGACACAGUUGAGCUGGAUGACGAUGUGGAAGACAGCUGCUGCUUCCGCCUACACAAGGUGCUGGAGCCCUACACGCCCCAGUGGUGCCGCAGCCGCGAGUCCUGGGCCCUCUACCUCUUCUCCCCACAGAACAGGCUGCGUGCCUGCUGCCAGAAGGUCAUCGCGCACCGGAUGUUUGACCACGUGGUCCUCGUCUUCAUCUUCCUCAAUUGCAUCACCAUCGCCCUGGAGAGGCCAGACAUCGACCCCGGGAGCACCGAACGGGCCUUCCUCAGCGUCUCCAACUACAUCUUCACAGCCAUCUUCGUGGUGGAAAUGAUGGUGAAGGUGGUAGCCCUGGGUCUGCUGUGGGGCGAGCGUGCCUACCUGCAGAGCAGUUGGAACGUGCUGGACGGGUUGCUGGUCCUGGUGUCCCUGGUGGACAUCGUUGUGGCCAUGGCCUCCGCUGGUGGUGCCAAGAUCCUGGGCAUUCUGCGCGUGCUGCGCCUGUUGCGGACCCUGCGACCUCUGAGGGUCAUCAGCCGGGCUCCAGGCCUCAAGCUGGUGGUGGAGACGCUGAUCUCAUCGCUCAGGCCCAUCGGGAACAUCGUACUCAUCUGCUGCGCCUUCUUCAUCAUCUUCGGCAUCCUGGGGGUGCAGCUCUUCAAGGGGAAGUUCUACUACUGCGAGGGUGCCGACACCAGGAACAUCUCCACCAAGGCUGAGUGCCGGGCUGCCCACUACCGCUGGGUGCGGCGCAAGUACAACUUCGACAACUUAGGCCAGGCGCUGAUGUCACUGUUCGUGCUAUCGUCCAAGGACGGCUGGGUGAACAUCAUGUAUGACGGACUAGACGCCGUGGGUAUUGACCAGCAGCCCGUGCAGAACCACAACCCCUGGAUGCUGCUGUACUUCAUCUCCUUCCUGCUCAUCGUCAGCUUCUUUGUGCUCAACAUGUUCGUGGGUGUGGUGGUAGAGAACUUCCACAAGUGCCGGCAGCACCAGGAGGCUGAGGAGGCGCGCCGGCGGGAGGAGAAGCGGCAACGGCGGCUGGAGAGGCGGCGCAGGAGCACUUUCCCCAGCCCAGAGGCCCAGCGCCGGCCCUACUACGCUGACUACUCCCAGGCACGCCGCUCCAUCCACUCUUUGUGCACCAGCCACUACCUAGACCUCUUCAUCACCUUUGUCAUUGGCCUCAACGUCAUCACUAUGUCCAUGGAGCACUAUGACCAGCCCAAGUCGCUGGACGAGGCCCUCAAGUAUUGCAACUACGUGUUCACCAUCGUCUUUGUCAUUGAGGCUGUGCUGAAGCUGGUGGCCUUUGGGUUCCGGCGGUUCUUCAAGGACAGGUGGAACCAGCUGGACCUGGCCAUCGUCCUGCUGUCCAUCAUGGGCAUUGCCCUGGAGGAGAUUGAAAUGAAUGCCGCAUUACCCAUCAACCCCACCAUCAUCCGCAUCAUGCGUGUGCUCCGUAUCGCCCGUGUGCUGAAGCUGCUGAAGAUGGCCACAGGCAUGCGGGCCCUGCUGGACACUGUGGUUCAAGCCCUGCCCCAGGUAGGGAACCUUGGCCUUCUUUUCAUGCUCCUGUUUUUUAUCUAUGCUGCCCUGGGAGUGGAGCUGUUUGGGAGGCUAGAGUGCACUGAGGACAACCCCUGCGAGGGCCUGAGCAGGCACGCCACCUUUGCCAACUUCGGCAUGGCCUUCCUCACGCUGUUCCGGGUGUCCACCGGGGACAACUGGAAUGGGAUCAUGAAGGACACACUGCGGGAGUGUGCGCGUGAGGACAAGCACUGCCUAGGCUACCUGCCGGCACUGUCGCCCCUGUACUUCGUCACCUUCGUGCUGGUGGCCCAGUUCGUGCUGGUCAACGUGGUGGUGGCCGUGCUCAUGAAGCACCUGGAGGAGAGCAACAAGGAGGCCCGCGAGGACGCCGAGAUGGAUGCCGAGCUCGAGCUGGAGAUGUCGCAGGGGCCCCCCGCCCGCCCCUCACCCCCAGAAAGCCCAGACACAGGCCCAGAUGGCCCCACCCUCUUGGCCGUGCGCAAGGUGUCUGUGUCCAGGACACUCUCACUGCCCAACGACAGCUGCAUGUUCCGGCCCGUGGCACCCGCCACGGCCCCCCAACCCCACCCCCUGCAGGAGGCCAGGAUGGAGACCUACGCGGGCAGCACCCCCUCAGGCUUGGUCACCUCCGCUCACUCGCCGCCCCUGGAGCCUUCUGCCUCCCUGCAGGUCCCAUCAGCCACAUCCCCACCUGCCAGGGGCAGCGACCCUCAGUGUACCCUGUCCCCCCGUGGCGCACCCCACUCCCCCAGCCUCAGUCGGCUGCUCUGCAGACAGGAAGCCAUGCGCAGAGAAUCGCUGGAAGAGCAGGCUGAUGGCCGUGGGGACAGUGCCCCGGGAUCCACAGAGUCUUUUGAGAAGAGCCCAGCCAGGCAGGACUCCCUGGGGGGCCCCCCACGGUCCCCACCCUGCUCCCCACGGCCUGCCAGCAUUCGCACCCGCAAGCACAUGUUCGGACAACGCUGCAUCUCCAGCCGGCUGCCGGCCCCUAGUGGAGAUGAGGCUGAAGCCUCAGACCCAGCUGACGAGGAGGUCAGCCACAUCACCAGCUCUGCCCAGCCCUGGCCCUUGGCCUCAACUCACAGCCUUGCAGCCUCCCCGGUGACCUCCCCUGUGGCCCGAGGGGUGGCAGGCAGCGCGCAAGACCUACGCAGGUUCUGCAGUGUGGACGCCCAGGGUUUCCUAGACAAACCAGGCCGGGUGGACAUGCAGAGGUGGCCCUCCAUGGAGCUGGGUAGCGGGGACAGCCACCUGGAUCCCAGGGAGGUCAAGGCCUGGGUCCCUGAGCUCGAGCCAGCCCUGGGGGCACGCAGGAAGAAGAAGAUGAGCCCCCCCUGCAUUUCUGUGGAUCCCCCAAUGGAGGAUGAGAGCUCUACCCGGCCCCCUGCAGCAGAAGGUGGCAGCAGCACCCUGCGGCGCAGGACCCCAUCCUGCGAGGCUGCCCUGCACAGGGACUGCCUGGAGCCCACGGAGGGCCCAGGUGCAGGAGGGGACCCUGCAGCCAAGGCGGAGCGUUGGGGCCAGGCCUGCCGAUCAGAGCAUCUAACUGUGCCCAGCUUUGCCUUUGAGCCACUGAAUGUGGGGGGCCCCAGUGGAGACCCUUUGCUGGACAGUGACCACAGUGGGACCCCAGAACCCACAGCUUCCUUCUCAGGGGCCACAACAUCUCUAGAACCCCAUGAAACAGAGCCACCCUUGCCCUCUGGAGAUGCCCCACAGAAGGACCAGGAACUAUACCUCACAGUUCCCCAAACCCCGCUAAAGAAAGCAGGGUUGCUCCCAGCCACCCCUGCCCUGGGUGACAGUGCAGAUGGAUCUGUGUAG
Messenger RNA from Marmota flaviventris (yellow-bellied marmot), 7212 nucleotides. The record is from RefSeq and is a predicted model, not a curated record. NCBI's taxonomy places the organism in Eukaryota, Metazoa, Chordata, Mammalia, Rodentia, Sciuridae.